CAGCGGAGGCGGCCAGCGUGCAUGGUGGGCUGUGAAUUCUCAGGCAUUAAACAUACGUUGUCCGCUUGCACCUCCUCCAGUCAUUCCUUGCCAUUUCUUCCGAUAUGGACAAAUAUUUUCCAUUUGUUUUAUGUGCUAAUUUAUUUCUAAUUCCACUUCCCACUUGAUAAGGCACCAACAUGCUUCCACCUUCUCCCCGCUGCCCACAGAGAAAAAAAAAAGCGAGAGACGGUAGGAGAGAAUUAGCAAGAGAGAAUGGAGAAGAAAGAGGGAAAGGUGAUGGAUGUGAGUCUCAAGGAGCUCUCAAGGAAGCUUGAGGAGUUUGCCAAGGAGAGGGACUGGGAGCCAUACCACAGCCCAAGGAAUCUGCUGCUUGCUAUGGUUGGUGAAGUGGGGGAGCUCUCAGAAAUAUUCAUGUGGAGGGGAGAAGUGGCGAGAGGUUUACCAAAUUGGAAGGAAUCUGACAAGGAGCAUCUCGGAGAGGAGCUUUCGGACGUCUUACUAUACUUGAUAAGAUUAUCUGAUAUAUGUGGUAUUGAUCUUGCUGAUGCAGCGGUCAAAAAGAUUGGCAAAAAUGCCAUCAAAUACCCUCCAAAAGCUCCUUGAAGAGCAUAAGAAUACCACCUCGUGCUGCAUUGUUUUGCAGCUGGAAUAUAUCUCAACCUAAAUAAAGUUGUCCACUCUUUGGUCUCAUAUCCUCGAGAAGUAUGUUAUGUAAAAGCAUAUCCAGCUUAUGCUAGAAACUAUAUAUAUAUGUUCAAUAUUCUAGCUACGUUCUUCUGGUUGGUCAACAUUUGAAAGCAUGUGUUAAUCUAACAUGAGAAAGUAGAUGAUUCCAA
Elaeis guineensis (African oil palm) is the source of this 839-nucleotide messenger RNA. RefSeq lists its product as uncharacterized. The record is from RefSeq and is a predicted model, not a curated record. Gene Ontology annotation, biological process: nucleoside triphosphate catabolic process. NCBI's taxonomy places the organism in Eukaryota, Viridiplantae, Streptophyta, Magnoliopsida, Arecales, Arecaceae. Gene Ontology annotation, molecular function: nucleoside triphosphate diphosphatase activity.